GCUCGAGAGAGCUGCGGACAUCAACCCUAUACCCAACCUCGCUCACGGGCCUGCAAACAUAAAGCCGCGAUCGGGACCGGCGGGGACCUGUACGAAUCUGAAGCAUGGCUACGAAGGCCGAGACGAACCUUGGGUGGACCGGACACGGACCUUGGCAGUACACCGUGCUGUCGGGCACGGCGCUUACAGACGAACUUCAGCGGCUCUCUGCGCCGACCUCAGUCGGCACGGCGGACGCAGUGACGUUCCAGCCCUCUCCGAAGUCGCACAGUCAAGAUCGUUACGUGGUUCACGAGUGGGAGAUUGGUGCGACGGGGCAACAUUGGAAGUUUGCCGGGGUGUUCGACGGCCACGGUGGCGAGGCAACUUCCGAGCAUAUCGUCGAUGUCUUCCCGGAUCUCGUCCGUCAGUCACUCGAGCAGCUGCUUUCCAACUCCCCCGAAGAUGUCGUCCCAGCCGUCUCGGAUUUGUUGGUGAAAUCCAUCCGUGACUUCGACGAGGGGCUCGCUCUGGACCUGUUCGGCAUCUUUCCCGGUGGUUUGGAAGAAGCCACCGGGCUAUCGGACGACGAGCUCAAGGCCCGCAUGAGCGAAGGCGACAACCAGAUCAAGUUCGAGAGGUGCAUGUCCGGUACGACCGCGCUGAUAUCUUUGUUGGACCCCGCUGGGGCCAACCUUUGGGUGGCGAGCCUCGGAGACUGCAACGCCGUCGUGGGCACCCAAACCGGUCCCGAGCAGUGGCAGCUGGACGUUACCGACGGCAACCACAACGGCAACAACUCCGAAGAGGCCGCUCGUGUCCGCCAGGAACAUCCUGGAGAGGACGAGUGCGUGAUGGAGACGCCGUGGGGUACCCGAGUCCUGGGUGCCAUCGCCAUCACCCGAGCGGCGGGCGACUAUCAUUUCAAGUUGCCCUUACCAUGGAUUGAAGUAUCGCUCCGUGUCAAGGAGAUCAAGUUCAGCUACACGAGUUUAGAUGCUUGGAAGGCGCGCAUCCGGACUCCGCCGUACCUGUCGAACGUUGCGGGCAUCCGUCACAUCAAGCUCGACCCGCUGCAGGACGGUCACAAGCGGUUCCUGAUCAUGAGCUCGGACGGGCUAUACGAUUUACGACCGGAGGAGGACAUGGAGUCGCCAGUGACAAAAUAUGCGCUGGGAUGGCUCAAGGCCGCCGCGAAAGCGCAGGACGCGGGAGGGAACCUUGCGAUGGAGGUGUUACGUCAGGGCCUCGGCGGCGAGGACGAGGCGAAGGUGUCCGCAAUGCUGACGCUCGAAAGUGAGGGCCGGUGGACGGACGAUAUCACGGUCAUCGUCAAGCCCCUAUAG
This is a messenger RNA of Punctularia strigosozonata HHB-11173 SS5, 1325 nucleotides long. RefSeq names its product protein serine/threonine phosphatase 2C. The transcript is spliced from 4 exons. Gene Ontology annotation, biological process: protein dephosphorylation. The coding region runs from base 105 to 1325 and encodes 406 amino acids. Gene Ontology annotation, molecular function: protein serine/threonine phosphatase activity; cation binding. Lineage: Eukaryota; Fungi; Basidiomycota; Agaricomycetes; Corticiales; Punctulariaceae. The record is from RefSeq and is a predicted model, not a curated record.